AUCGCCUCGGGGCCAGAACGACAUCGAAACGGCCAGCCGGGGAAUCGCACUCGUAUUCCCUCGCUGCCCCACCUGCUCGUCUCUCCGCAUCGAAGCAGCCCGGCCCCGCAAUGUCUUCGUCGCCGCUGUGGGCCUAUCCGACCCCACCGGCUCUGUCAGCGACCCGGAGCCUGCAGCAGCAGCAGCAGCAGCAGCAGCAACAGCAACUUCAGCAACAACAGCAACAGCAACAGCAGCCACCAUCUUACCCAAUCCGAAACCCGUCGCCACCGUCCCAGCAUAUCCACGGCUACCAGCAGCGUAUCGAUGCAAGCUUCCACAGCGACCACGCCCUUGGACAGCCGCAGAAUGGGCUUUCGGGCAUGUCGCCGUACUCCAAGCAUCAGAGCCAGCAAGACGCCUUCCAUGCAGCAUACCAACGGGCGAUAUACAAUAAGCAACGUCCGCAAGAUGCCCUCCAUCCUGCCACCAUGGCCGUCAAGCCGUUCGCUUCGUCUCCCCGGCUAGGCUCGUACUACAAGCCUGCUGAGCAUCUGGAAUCAUACAAUGGAUACCCGUCUCCGGGGCCAAAUCCGCCCCGCCCCAUCCCGAUUCACACGUCGCCAAACUCACCCGGCUUUUCGCCCCGAUCGCCGACCGUCUAUUCGCAGCCGCCCAAGCGCAAAGGCGGGCCCAAUCUGCACAUCCAAACUUCCCACCAAGUCUAUCCUCAGAACCCCACCCUGCCGAGCCCGGUCCUCCAGAGCUACAUGACCCCAAGUACAGAUGUCUCAUACGACUCUCGGAGCUCAAAUCCAACCACCCAUACCUUCGACGACGACUCGGACGGCGACGAUCCGUGGGACAUGCUCGCGUCACAAGAUAUUGAGACUCUGAGUGCCUCGCUUCAGUCGCCGACCCUUGCCGUGCCCUCGCCCUACUACUCUUCGUACGAGUCCCUGGCCGAGCCGGUAUACCCGCUCCAAGGCAGGCGAGCUGGUCCUGGGGCGCCAUUUAUGAAGGGCUACUCGGACCCGACCUCCCCGACAGCGACCUUCCCGACGCCCAAACGUGUCCAGUCGCCCCAGAUUCGCCACAACUACUCUCCGGCCUCAAAAUCGCCCAUGCCGUCCAAGUACGACUACGCUUCCGCCACGAUGGGGGAGGCUGCCCGGUCACCGUCGCCGUAUGCGCCGCUGUUCCGUCCGCCGGAGCAUGUGUCUCGGGAUCGGCUACCACCCGGUGGUGAGGGCGGCCCUCAGACCGUGGCAUGGGCCAGCCCACCGGAUGCUCAGCUCGGUCCGAUACCAAUGCCCCGGUAUGCCUUUGUUCCGGACACUGCCACCCCAGACCACCUCCCAAAAUCCGAUGUGCCCUGGCGCAAACCGAAUCCUCCUCAGUCUCGGAAAGCUAGCCGCGAUGACCUGUGGGGCUAUGCUGCGACCCAAGAUACCCAGCCCCGUGAGGCCGUGGCUGCAGCGGGCUACUCUGGCGAUAUUCAGUACUUUUCCGAUGCCAAAGGAGCUGCCGGUCCAGGGUACGAUGCUAGCACGACUUACGCAAGCGACCCUAUUCGACCGAGCCGGCACGCUCGAUCGACGGGCUCCAUGGGCUCCAUGGGCUCCAUGGGCUCCACAGGCUCCAACCACUCGACAGGCUCGGCCGAUUCGAAGGGCUCGGCAAACUCGACGGGCGCUGCAAGCCUGGGCGACUCAGCCGACGCGGACGAGCUCGAUGAGGAAAAGGACACGGUGCCCUCGAUCUCAAUCUCGGCUCUGGCCGAGGCCGUCAAGAACGACCUCGCUCUCAACGAACCGAUACGGCCGCGGCGGAACUCGCUAUCCCAAUCUGGGUUGUUGGCUCCGGCAUCGGGCCGGCCACGCCGCAACUCCCAGAGCAUCCCCACAGCACCGAUCCAGCCGGGGCCUCCGCGCUUCAUUCCUCCGUUGAUCUCGAGGCCAACGCAUCCACGACCGUGUAUUCCGUUGAUACGCGGCGAGAGCUCCGGCCCUGGAGGACGCGGCGCGGGCCAGCCGAACCGGUCGUCUCCCAAGGAAGAAGGCCAGGUCCCUACAGCGCCCAUGCAGCGAUCGAUGCGAAUCGUGCACAAGAUCUUUGGGCCGUUCACGGCAUCGAGCUCGGUGCAGUUCCCGGUGUCGCGCGAGGUGCUGCAGAAAGAGCAGCCGCCGUCAAGGACGAUCCGUAUCCGGUGCUGGGACGAGUCGGACGAGGCACAGGCGCACACUUGGCCGGUGCUGCUGCGCGAGAUCAUCGUCAACAGCGAGCGAGUGAGCUUGGGCACGCGAGCACAGAAGCCGACGGAAUCGGCCGGACAGCUGGCCGAGUGGGUCGGGCGCGACGUCCCUUGCAGCCUCAAGAUGGUCGAAGGCAUCAACGAAGUCUCAUUCUUCUGGGCAGGAACCGGCAAGGUGUCGUCGGACGGAUGGUGGUUUUCGAUCGACAUGGUCGAGGACGACGAAUAGCCGCGGCUGUCGGGCGCGCGGCGCCCCGCUUGUCUUUAUCUUUUUACUUUUAUUCCUGUUCUCUUGUCGCCCACUGGCUCUGCUGGUCCUGGUCCUGGGUCUGGGUCUGGGUCUGGGCUGGGUCCUGCUGUGCCGCAGUCCCCCUUCUGUUCCAUGCGAACCGCACCUGUUUUUGGUUGGACUCUCCCUGUUCCUGCGGCGCAACGCUGUCCUGGCGAUGGGCUCCCGGCUCAACACCACCCGUUGUUGGCUGCUUGGUCGCUCUUGCUUCCCCUGCUCUGUGGCCUGUGCGCCCGCCAGACAUGCGCCCUGUUUCCCCCCACCGUUUGUUGAAUAUGUACAAAUUUUCCUCCCCAACCCGUCUCGCCCCCGUCUCUACCGGUGUUUGGCCCACAAGCGUCGGGCACUCUGAAAAUACAGCGAU
Polychytrium aggregatum is the source of this 2886-nucleotide messenger RNA. RefSeq lists its product as uncharacterized. Lineage: Eukaryota; Fungi; Chytridiomycota; Chytridiomycetes; Polychytriales. The record is from RefSeq and is a predicted model, not a curated record. The transcript has 3 exons. The coding region runs from base 111 to 2462 and encodes 783 amino acids.